AUGACCGCAGAGCUUCUAUGGGACAAUCAUGUCGACGAAGAUAUAGGGGAUCUACUUGACUUGGUAACGAGGAUUUCACUGUCAACUCGCGACAUUGUCAACAACGAAUUAGACGCUCAGCCAAAAAACGUUCCAGAAACGGACUCAUCACCACUGAGUGACGAGAGUCUUUCAACAGCAGAACUGGAACGGAUUCCAAAAUAUCCUAGCUUCAGCCUAUUGCGACGAAUACAGGCGCAUAUCGACCUACGGCCUGGUUUUGUUUGUGCAAAAAUUACUCCGGACGAUGUUCCUCUCUCAGAAAAUAUUCAUCGUCAGUUGAUAAUGGAUGAAAUUCGCUCGAGGCUUGACACCACGACCAUGCGAGUCUACGCUCGACGGCAUGACAAAGGCGCUGCUUUACGACGAGCUGCUGUUCCGUCGUUCUUUGUGCCAAGACGACGAGGCAUCAAUAUACCACCGUCUUAUUUGGCUCUUAUUGAAAAAAUGAAUCCAAUGCUGUUUAGUCAGAUUCACAAUGAUGAAGUGAACAGACUACCCAGGGCACCAAUGGAUAUUCAGUAA
Angiostrongylus costaricensis is the source of this 564-nucleotide messenger RNA. NCBI's taxonomy places the organism in Eukaryota, Metazoa, Nematoda, Chromadorea, Rhabditida, Metastrongylidae. The record is from the annotation of a GenBank genome assembly.